This is a messenger RNA of Antechinus flavipes (yellow-footed antechinus), 3084 nucleotides long. RefSeq names its product phosphoribosyl pyrophosphate synthetase associated protein 1 (gene PRPSAP1). Gene Ontology annotation, molecular function: magnesium ion binding; ribose phosphate diphosphokinase activity. The record is from RefSeq and is a predicted model, not a curated record. NCBI's taxonomy places the organism in Eukaryota, Metazoa, Chordata, Mammalia, Dasyuromorphia, Dasyuridae. The transcript has 10 exons. Gene Ontology annotation, biological process: purine nucleotide biosynthetic process; 5-phosphoribose 1-diphosphate biosynthetic process. Gene Ontology annotation, cellular component: cytoplasm; ribose phosphate diphosphokinase complex. The coding region runs from base 343 to 1500 and encodes 385 amino acids.
AACGAUGAGUUUCCCUUGCCACUUUCCAUAGAGAAGCCGCCUCGGACCGCCCAUCGGAGGAGGAGUCUGAGGCGAGGGGGAACGACGCUCUAGCCCGCGCCUCUCAGAUUCUCGUAGCGGGGAGGGCCUAACUCUUUCCUAGUAGUUGGAGCUCGCGGAGCGGGCAGUCACUAGGGCUCUGAGGGUUACCCGGGGGCUCGGACUGAGACCACCAGACUCCUCCCUUCCUGUUCCGACCUCGUCCCCUCCCCCCACUGCGUUUGCUCCCCGGGCGGAGGCCACCUCGACCUUGGCCUCAGUAGUUCUUCCUGCCUCCCCGCGCAGCCAGCGCAGGGCCGGACGAUGCCCAAGAAGCUGCUGCUGCUACCCCCGCUGUCCGUGUCCUCGACCUUUCGCACCCUUCGAGCCCGACCUGUCGCCUUCCCAACCAUGAACGCCGCCCGUACGGGAUACCGGGUCUUCUCGGCCAACUCCACCGCUGCCUGCACCGAGCUGGCCAAGCGCAUCACCGAGCGUCUUGGUGCCGAGUUGGGAAAGUCUGUUGUGUACCAGGAGACAAAUGGAGAAACAAGAGUUGAAAUAAAAGAAUCUGUUCGAGGUCAAGAUAUCUUCAUUAUUCAGACAAUACCAAGAGAUGUGAACACGGCUGUUAUGGAGUUAUUGAUCAUGGCCUAUGCGCUGAAGACUGCCUGUGCCAGAAAUAUUACUGGAGUCAUCCCUUACUUUCCCUAUAGCAAACAAAGUAAAAUGAGAAAGAGAGGUUCUAUUGUGUGCAAGCUUCUAGCUUCUAUGUUAGCCAAAGCAGGUUUAACACACAUUAUAACUAUGGAUCUUCAUCAAAAGGAAAUACAAGGCUUUUUCAGCUUUCCUGUGGACAACCUUAGAGCAUCACCUUUCCUACUUCAGUAUAUCCAAGAAGAAAUUCCAAAUUACAGAAAUGCAGUCAUUGUAGCCAAGUCUCCUGAUGCUGCAAAAAGGGCCCAAUCAUAUGCUGAGAGACUUCGCUUGGGUUUAGCUGUAAUACAUGGAGAAGCUCAGUGUACAGAGCUUGACAUGGAUGAUGGGCGUCAUUCUCCUCCGAUGGUCAAAAAUGCCACUGUACACCCUGGUCUUGAGUUGCCUUUGAUGAUGGCUAAAGAAAAACCACCAAUCACAGUAGUUGGAGAUGUUGGAGGGCGGAUAGCCAUUAUAGUGGAUGACAUCAUUGAUGAUGUGGAAAGUUUUGUUGCUGCUGCUGAGAUACUCAAAGAGCGAGGUGCCUACAAGAUUUAUGUCAUGGCCACUCAUGGCAUUUUGUCUGCAGAUGCCCCUCGUCUCAUUGAGGAAUCAUCCAUUGAUGAAGUGGUUGUGACCAACACAGUUCCUCAUGAAGUACAGAAGCUGCAGUGUCCCAAGAUAAAGACUGUUGAUAUCAGUUUGAUUCUUUCAGAAGCAAUAAGGAGAAUCCACAAUGGGGAAUCCAUGGCUUACCUAUUUAGAAACAUUACUGUAGAUGACUAGAAUGCAGACUUACUUUUGUUCUGGGGCUUUUGAGGGAAAAAAGGCAUGGCCAUCAGUUAUGUACAUCAAAUGUUUCUUAGGGGAGGAGAAUGCUGGAGGUUUCUUAGAUGGUGGAUAAGCAAAAGAAAAUUAACUUGAGCAGUGUUUAUACCAGAAACUUUCUUUUACCCUGUGGAGAAGCAUUGUAACAGAGUUGAUGAAAAAGAAAUGAGUCAGCUGACUGAAGGAUCUCCUAUCAAUCCAAUGCUUUUUUAUAAAAGCUAUUAAGUCUCAUGCUUAAAAUGAAUAUUUCAAAGACUUAUCUGAAACUGUUUCAUAACUCAACUAAUUUGUUCAUUUCUUGGAAAAUGGAUUUGUUACAUUGAAACUGCUUCUACAAACAGAAUACUUACCUAUAGUGCUUAUGAAUCAAGUUUCUGUUUAAGAAAGGAACUAAGUAUUCUGCAUGAGUAUAAGCAAGAAUGUUUCAUUUCAUGGGGUUAAAUGCAGUUUAUACAUGGGAUAGGAAAUUGUACAGUGAUAUCAAGAUUGAGUUAUUUAGCCUAUGAAUCUGGCCACCUUAUAUAUUCAGGCUUUCCUUAAGUUGCAAUUUAAAUACUUUAUCUAAUUCCAUUCUGAACUGCACUGCAGAAGUCAAGAAAAAGUCCCCAUCCUCCUUCCCCCUUUACAUGUGCUCAACCACUCCAUGUCCUUUCCCAUCCUACUACAUGAGUUGUGUGUAUGGUGACUACUUGGGGACUAAAAUGAUAAAUUACAUGGCAAUGUGAAAUUAAAAUCCCUCUUUAUUAGCUCACAAUGUCUGUAUGGUGUAUGAAAUGAAUAGAUUCAUGCUUUUGCCUGUACUCAUCCCUUCUAAUUAGGGUCAGUCAUCUGUUGGGAGUUGAGGGUGUAGCUUACCUUCUGUAGUGACCUAGAAUUCAUUCCAUUUUCAUUAAUAUUUGAGGGUUAAAAAGCAUAAAUGGAACUCUAGUGCAGUCACAUUUCUCCCAGCAAUAAGUUAAAUAUAUAGAUAAACCUUUUUAGCCAGUUUAAUUUAGUUCUUCCAGAGCUGCUUCCACACUACUGAAAUUUGCUACUGUCUUGAAAAUAGGUAGAAUUUUAGUUGGGAAGACCAUGAGGAUUUAGGAAAAGCAGUGUAGUGUCUUAAGGUGGAGCCUCUAGAGAUCAAUUAGUUGUGUAACAUUGGGAACAUUAUUUUUAUCCCUCCGAAUGGAAUGGAUCCAUUUCCUUCAUUGAAAGACAGAAAGGUAUGGACUGAAGUCCCUUCAGCUUCUAGGAUCUGUUGGCCUGUUUACCACAAUAACAAAAUUUUGCAUUUGAUUCUAAUGCUGUAUGGCAAAUAUUUUCUUUAUUAGAAUACAGAAUCUCCUUGUGGCCAAAAUGUAUUAUUUCUCCACUUUUGUCAAAGUUGGGUGUCUGGAAAACUGAUUUCAGUAAUUCUGAAGAAAAAUUAACCAUAGUUCUCCAAGAGUUAACUUAAGGUGAAUGAGUUAAUUUUGUUUUCUAUGCUGUCAUAGGAAUCUGCUAGAGUGUAGACGGGUGUAAUUUUUUUUUUAAGUUAAAUUAAUAAAUGGCAAUGGAGUA